This is a messenger RNA of Truncatella angustata, 1356 nucleotides long. RefSeq lists its product as uncharacterized. Bases 153 to 1007 code for a protein of 284 amino acids. The transcript has a single exon. Lineage: Eukaryota; Fungi; Ascomycota; Sordariomycetes; Amphisphaeriales; Sporocadaceae. The record is from RefSeq and is a predicted model, not a curated record.
UCUUCUUCUCUCUCCUGACCUGGUCACUCUUCUCCUCUGCUGCUGCCUUCCACCUGGUGCAAUCUGAGACCUGACCUGCGCCGCGCUUUGCUGCCGAUUAAUGCUCCGCGCGAGUAUUACUUGUUGAUUGCAUUGUACACCAACAGUCCGACAUGGACGCUUCACCGGCCAAGAGGCGCGUACUGGGCCCUCUCGAUGCCAAUCUCCAAUCUCCCGUCUCCCACAACACCUCGAAGCAGGGCCAAGUGAAGCCCCAGGCGUUCCGCGACACGAGUCCCACCACAACUAUAAAUGGAGGCAUCAAGAGGAGCAUGUGUACAGCAGACCACCAGCCAGCCAAGCGACAAUGCAAAACAGUCUCGUGUCCUGCACCCGUCUCGUCGAAUGACAACAUACUGCCCAGCGAGGAGAGGGAUUGCUCCGCCUCGCCAGAACCCUCCUCCGUCUUUGACAAUUCCGCAAUCGAUACAUCCCAAGCGACAUGCACCACGGAACCAGACCCAGACCUCCACGUGCACGCCGACACUGGUGCUAAUGCCGAUGCCCUUGCCCUUGCCCUUGUGCAUUCGCCGCCCCGUCUGCCGCGCCCGCUGACAAUCACCCGCGAUGAGGCUCGGCAGAAGGCAGAGGUAUUACGGCUCAGACUGGGACUCGCUGGCUACAAGCUCCGGACGGGACAGGAGAACGUGCCCUUGGAACGUCUGCAACUUCGACGGAUAUCCAGCCGCAAGUCGGACCCUCACCUGGCCUGUACCGCCCAGACCAGCAACAAACCCGCGAGUCGGCAGGCGAUAUUGCAGACGAGUGACCACAGUUCGGAUCUGCCAAUACCACGUGCGGCGCGGUUGCGUGCAUCUUCCUCGCCCGAAAAGAACAGACUACCAACCCUCCCUCCGGCGUCCUCCAUGACGCCUCCGCCCCCGCCUUACCACGAGGAAGGGUGCCUCCCGAGCAAUGCCACCAAAGGAGGGGCGGCAAAAGGCUUACUCAGUCUAUCUCGCAGCUGAUCCCCGGCGUUCCCGGGAGGGUGCGGGUUGGUGUAUCAUGGAAAAGAACAUCGAUUCCUUACGUGUUUGCAUUUUCACUGUGGGACUGUGAUUUAUUUUACUGCAUGGAAGCGAGGGGGCCAUCGCUGGGAGCCAGGGCGUUGCAUACGGUUGCUACGGGGUCCUGUCACGGAGCUGGACACCGGAUCGCGAACAGCUAAGCUACAUUGUGCAGAGCUGAAGUGGUCAGUAAUAUAAUUUCAAAAUAUCUUCGUUCAUGUCCGUGUCUGUAUCUGUGUCGGGUGACUGUUCUUGAAGCAGCACGACAGGGUAGCCAUAACUUCCAUCUACAUCCCAAUCCAGGUGGACA